ACUUUCUGCUGUUUCAACACGUGCGUUUUGUUUAUGGUGCUGUUGUAAACGUUGUGAACGCGUUAAAAGUUAUUUUUUCGUAGAGAAAAUGCAACAGAAUGAAUCUCAGAUGAAAGAGCAGAGGUAAAAGAAGCACGACAAACCUGGGAAAUGGUAUCCACUACUGCAACAGUGACACAAACACGCAGGGCAGGCAGCCGUAUCUUCGCUCCUGCCCGUGCCCUGGGGCUCGUCAGCAACCACGUGCCACACGCGCUGAGGUACAUACGCUCCCGCAAGGAGCACCUGGUCGUGACAUGUAUCGGAAAGGCGUUCCACACGUACGGGCUGUCCCACCUCGCCCUGCUCAGCACCAGCCCUCAGCACGCAGAGGACAUAUCCUGCCUUACUGCCGACACCUACCACGUCUACACUGCGGCCGGCUCACAGAUAUUUGCAUGGCGGCGUGGUGCGGAACUCCAACAUACCUACGGGCAGCCCGGUGGCCCAGAUGUGAAGCUUUUGCUGCCAUUUGGUCCGCACCUGGUCGCAGUGGACAGCAGAGGAGUGCUGCGUGUGUGGAACAUUAAGGCCGAGGAUGUCUACACGGAGCUCAGCUUCGAAUGCAGUUUGUUCGAGCCCUCUGCAUUGGUGCACCCGAGCACGUACCUCAACAAGAUACUUCUGGGCAGCAGACAGGGACAGAUGCAGCUCUGGAACAUUCACAAAGGUGCACUGAUACACACAUUCAAAGGCUGGAGGUCCCCAGUGACUGUGCUCGCCCAAUCUCCAGCUGUCGACGUGGUGGCUGUCGGCUUGGAAGACGGCCGAAUUGUCCUGCACAAUCUGCGCUUUGAUGAAAGCAUUGCCACACUUGUGCAGGAUUGGGGCCCCGUCACGGCAGUGGCCUUUCGCACCGACUCGAGCCCAGCGGCGCGUCCACUGAUGCUGAGUGCGGCGCCCUCGGGUCAUGUGGUGCUGUGGGACCUGGACAAGCGACGUGCCUGCGGUCAGCUGACGGGCGGGCACGCGGGCGCGGUGGUCGGCAUGAGCUGCCUGCCGGGGGAGCCCGUGCUCGUCACCAACUCUGUGGACAACUCGCUCAAGGUGUGGCUGAUGUCUGAUGGUGAUUCUGGAGAGCCCCCGAGAUUGCUGCGGAUGCGUGAGGGUCAUUCGGGAACUCCAAACUGUGUUCGUUUCCAUGGAACUGUUGACUCACGUAACUUGGUCACAGCAGGGAGCGAUUCGACGCUACGAAUCUUUUCUACAAUCAAUGAGACAUUUAACAAGAGUCUCGGCCGAGCUUCGUAUAAUCGUAAGGCAUCUAAAAAACGGAAAGGAGGCAUUGCUGAAGAUCCACUGCUUAUGCCCCCCAUCACUAGUUUUGCAUCUGAAACCACGCGUGAAAAGGAGUGGGACGGAAUCGCAGCUGUGCACCUCGGAGUGCCCUUUGUCACUACCUGGUCGUAUGACAAACUCAGAAUGGGAGACCACAGGCUAAUGCAUGAAAGGUUUAACACUUUCAAGGGUGACCGAUCUCUCUCUAAUUCCUAUGCGACGUGCGUGUGCAUCACUCGCUGUGGCAACUUUGCAGUGCUCGGGAUGAGUUCUGGCCACGUGGAUCGUUUCAACAUCCAGUCGGGUAUCCACAGGGACACGUACGGAAGUCCUACUGCUCACACAGGGGCCGUGAGGGGCGUCGCUACUGACACCCUCAACCAAGUUACUGUCACUGUGGGUGCAGAUAGCGUGCUUCGGUUUUGGCGGUUUAAGUGUAAAGGUACAAAGCCACUGUCGAAAGUGGACCUGGACGAGCGGCCACUGUUCCUACGGACACAUCACGAGUCGUCUCUGGUCGCCAUUGCCCUGGAAGACUUUUCAGUGUCGGUGGCAGACACAGAGAGUCGCACAGUGGUGCGGAAGCUGGCCGGACAUCCCGGUGCGCAGAUCACAGACGCGACUUUCAGUCCCGACUCGCGGUGGUUGGUUACUGCUGGCACAGACUGCCGUAUCCGCACGUGGGACCUUCCUUCGGGAAGACUUGUUGAUUCUUUUCAGACUGAUUCAGCGUGCACAUCUAUCAGCUUCUCAGCUGUCGGCGACCUGCUGGCGACGACACACGUGGAUUACAUGGGUGUGUUUCUGUGGGCGAAUAGAGCCCUCUUCAAGCACAUCGCACUGCAUCCUCUUGAUCCACUGGAGGACAGUGAGGCAGAGGCACUCAUCACAUUGCCAGUUUCUGCCCCAGACGAAGGUGCAAAUAUCGGCGCUGAAGAUCUCGAUGCACCUAACGAAGAUGAGGAUGGAGAUGACAUGGAGAGGCCGCAGUCUCCAGCUCAGAUAUCAGAGGGCUUGGCCACUCUGUCUGGGGUUGCAGCUGUGCGCUGGCAGAAUUUGCUUAUGCUUGAUGUGAUCCGCAAACGAAAUAAACCGAGGGAGCCACCAAAAACUGUAAAGUCAGCUCCAUUCUUCUUGCCAACUGUCCCGUCAUUGAGUGGUGAAGUGCAGUUUGAUGUGGAAUCAGAGAAGCAAACUGAAAAAGGCAAAGAACUCGACAGCAGCCGUGCCCUGGUACCAUCCAGCCUGACAGUGUUUGGCAAACUGCUGAGGGACGCCGGGGAGGAGGGGGCGGAUCCGACACCCGCCCUGGAGAAGCUGCGACAGCUCGGCCCGGCCGCCCUCGAGGUGGAAGUGCUGUCCCUCGCGCCUGAGGGUGGUGGAUCGGUUUCCCUCAUGGCCACAUUUAUAAAGCUCCUGAGUGAUGCCAUGAGGAACGGCAAGGACUUUGAGUUGGCGCAGGCGCACUUCGCGCUCUUCCUGAAGCACCAUGGUGACCGCGCAGCGUCCGAGCCACAGCUCUGCGCCCUGUUGCCGACCGCGGCAGAAGCGCAGGCGGCGGGCUGGCAGCGGCUCCAGGAUCGCCUCAUGGCGUGCCUCGCCAUUGUCUCCUUCUUCAGGACUUCGUAGGCUAUGUGGGGAGCUGUGUGCUGAACUGUAUACUGUGCACACAAAGAGCUAGAGACUGUGUUUAAUGUGGUGUGCCUUCAGAGACACUCUUCACUGUGCCUUCAGCUGUAUUGUACUGGUGUGUAACAGUUCGUAACAAGUUGUGAUGAUGUGGAUCCCAGUUGGACCAUUGUGUUUGUUUUGAAUACCAUAUUUGAUAUUUGGUAUUUAUCCGGAUACUGCUUAAUGCUUGGUCACAUUGUAAGUGGCAGGGCUGUAGGUAGGGAGAGGGGAAUGAGAAGAGGGACAUUACUUAACUUCUUUGCUAUUACUGCUGAAAGCUGAUUUGCAUUUAUAUUGAAUGCCGGGUAGGAACCUCAACAACAUAGGAAAAGACAGAUUGCUACUUACUGUGAAGAAGAAAUGACAAGUUGCAGACAGGCACAAUUAAAACACACUCACAUAUAGCUUUUGGCCACAUCCUAUGUCUGUUAAAAAAACACGCACACACACACACACCACACACACACACACACACACACACACACACACACACACACACACACACACACACACGGCAAGCAUACCUCACACAUGACCACCAACUCCAGCAUUCCAGCCCGAUAUGAUGGAAUUGGUGGUUAAGCACAUGUGAGGUGUGCUUGCUUGUGUGUGUGGAUGCUGCAGGUAUGUGUCUCUCUUACUGACAAAUGCUGUGGCCAAAAUCUAUAUGGGAGUGUUCUUUUAAUUGUGCCUGUCUGCAACUUGAUGUGUCUUCUUUAUGGUAAGUACAGUGUUGUAUUUGUACUAGUAUGACACAGUACAUAACAACUUGUGAUGCUCAACACAACUUGACUGUUGCAUCGGUUUUCAAGUGUUUGGAAUUUAAUGUAAUACUGGCAAUUGCUCAGGUUUCCUUGUAUCCGUCAAUGAGGAUGGGAGAGGGGGGCUGGGGAUUUCUAGAAGGGGAACUUCUGUGGUAUCAUUGCUGAAAGCUGGUCCGCCCUGAUAGCUGAAUGGUCAGAGUGACAGACUGCCAUCCUAAGGGGCCUGGGUUCGAUUCCCACCUGGGCCGGGGAUUUUCUCCGCCCAGGGACUGGGUGUUGUGUUGUCUUCAUCAUCACUUCAUCCCCAUCCGGCGCACAGGUCGCCCAAUGUGGCAUCGGAUGUAAUAAGACCUCCACCAAGGCAACCAGAUCUGCCCCGUAAGGGGCCUCCCGGCCAAUGACGCCAAAUGCUCAUUUCCAUUUUCCAUUGAUCAAAGCUGACGCUGUAUCUUUAGCCAUUUGUAAAUGACAUUCUGUGAAUGGGGCACAUGUUGUGCAGUGACACAGUUUAGAAACUAAACUUGAGUGACGGAGGAAGAUCUUAUGAAAAAGCUCAACCUUUUAAACUAGUGAAAUGAUAUCCUGUUUGGAAUACGAACAAUGGAAAAAAAAAAUUGUGUGAUCACUUUCUAUAUAGUUGUGACCUUAAACAGGAACAAAAACAAAACUGAAAAUGUUGAACUUUCAUACAUUAUUCUCAGGGGGACUGAUGGCCUUAGCUGUUUAGUCCCCCUUAAACAUCUCAACAACCACCAGCAUUAUUCUCAUCAGAGCUAACAACAACAGUGAAAACACACACACACACACACACACACACACACACACAGAGAGAGAGAGAGAGAGAGAGAGAGAGAGAGAGAGAGAGAGAGAGGGGGGGGGGGGGGCGGCAGACGCACACAAUCGAUUGUCCUGGCUGACUUCACUGUCAAGUUGUCAAGCACUGAAGCUCUAACGGGGCAGAAUAUCACCUGACAAAAGGAAUUGAAGACCAAUCCCUGGUGGCAGCAUUGUCGUAUUUAUGGCCAAGAAACUGGGAAGGAGGCCAUAAUGGCAUAAACUCCCGGUAUUCUUAUAAGUGGAACACUAUACAUCUAUAUGCCAUCGCCACGCAUACCUCAACACUUACCACAACUUUUGUUUGCAAAAGUUCUGGCAGACUGUCACUGUGGUCUUUCUGCACUAUGGAGUUGGCAAUGUUUCUCAUGGGUUAAGGCAGUGUUAGCAACAAUUGGUACGUGGAUGACCUUCCUGAUGCCAUCACUCCCCCAUCUGUCCUAAUCUGUUGUAAGUCUCACGUGCAAGCGCAAGGAUGUUUUACAAAUGUUUGCAUAGCCUGUAUCUGGGGCAGGAAAUGGGUACCAACCCAUUAUUUGUCAGUUGUGGGGAAACUGCUUAAAAACCACAUCCAGGCUGGCUCACUCUCCAGCUCUCAUCGUCAGUCUGCGAGGGGCAUGUAGUCCAGGGAAUGCUCCCCUCCAUGAGUCUCAGGAGCAGCAUUUUAACACACUGGGCAAUCCAUGUGAUUAACACAGUUAUACUCAUCAUUUGUGUAAUAUUUAUUGUGUGCACUUUACCUCUUCCUUUUUCAGGCAUAUUCUUGAAUGCCAAUUGGUUAACCUCGUGUCCUCCUACCAUAAUUUACACACCAUCGAAUGUAACAACAUUGAUUCUUUGCUUGCCAGUUUCAUUACCUUUUCCAUGUUCACGGUUACUUCUUCUCAUUGAUUAUAAAUUAGUUUUGUGAACACUAAGCCAUCAUGGAUGCCUGUUGAAGAAUUUUCCCUUGUGUAUGUAUAUAAAAAAAAAACGCCUGUUGACUGCUGAAGACUUCAACUCUCUGGAGGCGUUCACAUUUAAUUGUGGCAUUAUUUAUAUUCAUUUAAACUAUGUUGCCAACUAGUAGCAGUGUGCUUUGCACCUCUUCUAUGGUUUGUGUGUUGAAUUAGUUAGCGCUAUACACUUUGUGCAAAGAAAGAUUAUCUCUGUGCGAGUAUUACUGUCCUUUGUCUCGUUACUAAUAUGUGGUUUUCAGUGCACGACUAGGUUGAACAAUCCAAUUCUUGUUUGAAAUUACGUGAAUAUUUCUUUCUUCUCUUCCAGAUGCUAGAGAAAAGAUGGUAUGUUAAUCUGCAUUUCAAAUUGUACUGACAUUUUGUCUUUUGGCUUGUAAUUGGAUACCCAGUGCUGUUCAGCAAUAAUGAACUUGCAGCAGUACCAGUGAUGCAACUGAAUUGCAGUAGCAGUUUUACUGCAGAGUGUAGUCUUGCUGGAUUUCUUGCUUGAUUUAAAUUCUAAAAAUUACCAACUUGUGCAUUCUAGGUAAUGGUGUAGCUAUUUCGGUUGAGCAAUACAGUAUACUGUCUCACUGUUGAGGCAAUGGUCAUGAAGUCAUUCUAUCGUGACAGAAGUAUUUUUUCCCAUUUAUUUGUCUGAUCAAUACUUGUGACUAUCAAAACAUUUUGGAGUUCACUGAUGAUGAGCUGGUGGUUUUGCCCAUUGCAAAAGAAUGAGAGGAAUAAAAGCUGACAGUGGUAGUUGGUAGUUACAAGAGGGGAAAUGGGUGUGAAUAAACUAAUGAGAUUGAAGAUGCAUACAGAAACUUUCUUCCAUGCUGUUUUCAUUAUGGCUGUAGUUGCAAACUUGCCGUAAUAAUUGCACUGUGCAAGAUGUGUUCUUUACUCAACAGUUAAUAAUACUUUGGAUGGGUUCUCAAAAGGGGUGAAUAUGAGAUGUCUGUCAUCCUUACGUAUUUAUUUUUCUGCAACAAAUUUUCUUUAUAUUGAAGGGCUAUUGAAUUAAUUAUGCAUGACAAGAAUACUUUUUAAUUUCUAGUAACUAAGGAAUUCGUCCGUACAGAUUUUUCUUUCCGAAUUAUUUUAAGUGAUGGUGUAGAAUGAUGUACUUCACAUGGUCUGCCCUCCACCCCCCAACAUGUUCAUGCGCAUGCUCUCCACACACACUCACUCGCUCACUCACUCGCUCACUCACUCACUCACUCACUCCUCUUUAAGAGGAUACUGCAAUUCAUGCUUGCUAAUGAAUGGAACUGGAACUGGUGCACUGUUGCAGAACUGUCAGGCAGUGGAAGUAUUUAAUAUUUUAUGCGAGUGAUGUCUUCCAUCUUGUGGUGUAUUUUGUACACUGUUGUAUCUGUAAAUAAAAUUUAUAUAUAAAAACAAAUUUUGUUAAUA
Molecule: messenger RNA, 6943 nt
Organism: Schistocerca gregaria
Lineage: Eukaryota; Metazoa; Arthropoda; Insecta; Orthoptera; Acrididae
Product: WD repeat-containing protein 36
Exons: 13
Coding region: 151-2946 (931 amino acids)
Biological process (GO): rRNA processing
Cellular component (GO): Pwp2p-containing subcomplex of 90S preribosome; small-subunit processome
Molecular function (GO): protein binding
Source: RefSeq, a predicted model, not a curated record